AUGUCGGCGACGGACUGGCAAAAAGACUUCGAAACCAACGGCUUUGUUGUCAUCCCUUCUGUGAUACCUCCAGACAAAGCGGCUGAAUACCAGACUCGUGCCUUUGACUGGCUCCAAUCAUUUGGCAAUCACACUUUGGACUUGGAUGAUUCUUCAACAUGGACACAAGAAAAUUUGCCCUUCAUAUCCGAAAUCAAUACUUUUAAUUACUACGGCGUCGUCCAUGAGCAGUUUAUGUGGGAUAUUCGUCUAGAGCCGGGGGUUGUCGACGUUUUCUCCAAAGUUUGGGGCACCGACAAACUAAUUGUCUCGUUUGAUGCCCUCAACAUCACCCUUCCUCGCAGGCCAGGCCAUGUUCCUCGACAAAAGUGGCCUCACGUUGACCAAAGUCCCUAUAGAGAUGGAUUGCAAUGUGUGCAAGGCAUUGUUAAUCUCUCCAAGGCUGGUCCAGAGGAUGGCGGUUUAACUGUCUAUCCCGGUUCGCACAAACUUACAGAAGCGUUCUUCCAAGAACACACCGAUAAGUCGCAAUGGUCGCGUAAAGACUUCUUCAGGUACACCCCAGACCAAAUUUCGUGGUUCGAGAAGCAAGGCUACAAAGAGUUCAAGGUUAUAGCUGAACCUGGAGAUCUCAUUAUUUGGGAUUCACGGCUGAUUCAUUUCGGGGCCGAGCCGACAGGAAAAAGCAACCGGAUUCGAACAGUAACAUAUGUUUCUUACGCGCCAGCUUCUUUUGCUACAGAAGAAGCUUUGAAAGCUAAGAACGAGGCUUUCAAAAACUGGUUGGCUACAACGCACUGGCCACACGACAAUAUUGUGCUGAGGACGAAUCAUCCUACCUUACCUGAUGGAACCGUCGAUAAAAGCAGGUCAGAGCCAAUAGAGAAGCCGGAGCUUACCGAAAAGCUCUUGAAGCUUGCUGGGAUCAAAGCAUAUUAG
This is a messenger RNA of Colletotrichum truncatum, 939 nucleotides long. Its product is annotated as phytanoyl-CoA dioxygenase. NCBI's taxonomy places the organism in Eukaryota, Fungi, Ascomycota, Sordariomycetes, Glomerellales, Glomerellaceae. The record is from RefSeq and is a predicted model, not a curated record.